Molecule: messenger RNA, 1536 nt
Organism: Neolamprologus brichardi
Lineage: Eukaryota; Metazoa; Chordata; Actinopteri; Cichliformes; Cichlidae
Gene: gpr68
Product: G protein-coupled receptor 68
Biological process (GO): cellular response to pH; G protein-coupled receptor signaling pathway
Cellular component (GO): membrane
Molecular function (GO): G protein-coupled receptor activity
Source: RefSeq, a predicted model, not a curated record
GUUCGCUGGGGCGACCUCUAAAGGAACAGCUGAAGGACGACCUGAGAAAAUGUCUGUGGGAUUAACGUCACACAUUCAAUUUAAAGACAGAAACGAGACCGUAUUUACUUCUUUAACCUCUCUCUGCUCACCUGCAGGGGGGUGUGUCUAAUCUGGACUAAGCUACACUGUCUCCUCUUCCACAGAGCGAACCGUCCAAUCAGAGGCCCGAUGAGACGAGAGCAGUUAAUCCACCGCACAGAGCGCCGAGCAGCACGCGUGCUCUGGACAGAUGAACGAGUCAGGGUGAAACGGUGUGAGCGGCAGCAUGAUGGCGAUCAACAAGUCUGAAGAAGACAUGAGCAACUGCAGCAUCGACCAUCAGAUCCACCAGCACGUGUUCUCCUGCGUCUACAUCCUGGUGCUCAUGGUUGGCGUUCCUGCCAACGUGUACUCGCUGUACCACGCUGCCCUUCAGCUGAAGCAGAGGAACGAGCUGGGAGUUUACCUGAUGAACCUCACUGUGUCUGACCUGCUGUACCUGGCGUCUCUGCCUUUCUGGCUCCAGUACUUCUUUCAGGACGAUGAUUGGCGUCACCGAGAGUGGCUGUGCCAGAUGUGUGGUUUCCUGCUGUACGAGAACAUCUACAUCAGCAUCGGCUUCCUGUGCUGCAUCAGUCUGGAUCGCUACCUGGCUGUGGUCCAUCCUUUGAGGUUCACGGCUCUGCGCUCCAUGAAAGCAGCGUCCAUCAUCAGCGCCAUCAUCUGGCUGAAGGAGAUCGCGGUGGGCGUGUUUUUCUUUCACCAUAAGGAGCUCAGCCAAGAUCCCAACAACCACUCGCUGUGCUUCGAGCACUACCCCAUGAAGUCGUGGGAACGUCCAAUCAACUACUACCGCAUCAGCGUCGGCUUCACGUUCCCGCUCGCCAUUCUGUUGAUCAGCUACCUGUGGGUCCUGCGCGCGGUGGGCCGGAGCGCGGGAACGCAGCCGGAUCAGAAGACGAGGAUCAGGCAGUUAGUCAGCAGCACCAUCCUCAUCUUCCUCGUCUGCUUCUCGCCCUACCACAUCUUCCUGCUGGUGCGCACGCUGCUGGAGGAGGAGUGCAGCUUCAUCGAAGCCAUAUUUAACUACUACCACCUGUCCCUGCUGCUCACCACCCUGAACUGCGUGGCCGACCCCGUCCUCUACUGCUUCGUCAGCGAAAGCGCCCGCCGCGGCCUCUACAGAGUCGUCUUCAGACCCGUCGCCAGGAUACUCUGCUGCUGCUGUCGCCGUGGCAACGCCAGUCCCGCCAGUCCGGCUAACGACUCCCACGAGGUCGCCACGGACGAGAACAACGGUCAGCCGAACGUGACGCUGCUCACACACAACAAUACGCUGAACAACGGCCAAACGGACGCCGCCUGCAGAAACACGAGUCUAAUCACACGGGUGCACGAAGAAAGCAUCAAAGCUCGAGUCGCAGAGAAGAACACGACCUUGGAAAUGUGCGUGACGGAGAAACAAAACCCCGACAGGACGGAGGCACGUGGGCAGAAAUGAAACGAUCAGCACGC